Molecule: messenger RNA, 1179 nt
Organism: Penicillium daleae
Lineage: Eukaryota; Fungi; Ascomycota; Eurotiomycetes; Eurotiales; Aspergillaceae
Gene: preB
Product: alpha-factor pheromone receptor STE2
Exons: 1
Coding region: 1-1179 (392 amino acids)
Biological process (GO): G protein-coupled receptor signaling pathway
Cellular component (GO): G protein-coupled receptor homodimeric complex; membrane
Molecular function (GO): mating-type factor pheromone receptor activity; pheromone binding
Source: RefSeq, a predicted model, not a curated record
AUGGCAACCUUUGAGCCCUACACCCAAACCCACCCCGAACGAUUGCCAGGCUUUGACCCAUUCACGCAGAGCUUCAACCUGAGCUAUCCGGAUGGGCAACCAUUCACUGUGGGUGUGACUGAUGUGGAUGUCUUCAUCCAGUACAACAUCCGAAUCUGCAUCAACUACGGCUCCCAAUUCGGCGCUUCGAUCGUGCUGUUCGUCCUCCUGCUGCUCUUGACCCGGCGAGAGAAGCGUGCAUCAUCCGUCUUCCUCCUCAACUCCUCUGCCUUGCUGUUCAAUAUCAUCCGGCUCAUUCUUCAACUGAUCCACUUUACCACCGGAUUCGAGCACUUCUAUCCCUACUUCUCCUUGGAUUACUCGAAUGUGCCUCGCAGUGCAUAUGCCAUCUCUAUCACAGGCAGUGUCUUCGAGUCUCUCGUGGUGGCCUGCAUCGAGGCUUCGCUAGUGGUCCAGGUAAAGGUGGUAUGCGCAACCAUUCGUCGCCGCUACCGGUGGCCACUCCUGGCUCUGUCAAUCGCCGUGGCUCUGGCCACCAUCGCAUUCCGCCUGGCAUGGAUGGUCGAGAAUUGCAUUGCAAUCAUGGAAGUCUCCUACAUGAACACAAUCUGGUGGCUGGAAAGUGCUUGCAAUAUUGUCAUCACAGUCAGCGUGUGUUUCUUUUGUGCCGUCUUCGUCACCAAACUCGGCUUUGCCCUCCGCCAACGCCAUCGACUCGGGGUACGCGAUUUCGGCCCCAUGAAGAUCAUCUUCGUCUGUGGAUGUCAGACUCUGACCAUCCCUGCGGUCUUUUCCAUCACCCAAUAUUUUGUCGUCUUCCCCGAGCUAUCCUCCAACCUGUUGACCCUCGUCGCAAUCUCCCUGCCCUUGUCGUCCAUCUGGGCGGGCGCCAACCUCGACCAGGGUCGCCACCACGAAACCCAGCCCCUCCACCGCCGCAAUCUCUGGCAUGGUCUCGCAUUCGGGAUCGGCGGGACUACACUCAACCACACUGCCUCGGAGAAGCAUAUGACUACAUCCACGAUGACGGCUAGCACUGCCGCGCAGACACUUUGCUAUUCAGAUCAACCUUUGAGUAUGUUGAGCAAGGGUUCGCAUGAUUCUAUGGAUCCUCAUGGAAUCUGUGUUGAACAUGAUAUCUCAAUCGAUAGUGUUCAGCGGAAGCAUUCUAUGGUUUGA